AUGGCAUUACCCACAUCCGAACCCUCAGCUCCGGCCCGUGUAACGAGCUACAACGGCUUAGAGAAACUUCCACCGGAAAUACGACGCCAAAUACUAUCUAUUCUGGACUUGCAUAACUUAAGCUCAUUGGUGCAUGCAUCUGCUGUUUUCCACGAGCAGUAUCUUGAGGACCGACGGUAUCUACUCUGUUCAUCGCUAGAAACGACACUAGGCACCGUUACCCCCGACGCUUGUGCUGCUUUUCAAUCUGGAUCUCCUCACUUCUCAUACACACGCGAAGAUGUGAUAAAUUUAUUAGGGUCCUUUCGGGUUAACCGUCAACCUCUUCACCAGAGGCUUAGAGAACACGAAGCAGUGGAAAUGGCCGCUUUCCAUUUAUCUAUAAUAUCACCUCUCCUCCAACACUACGUUGGUUGGGCCCUGGGUAACCUGGCCAUCGAGACGGGAAAUAUGACUAGAAGUAUAAGCCUCAGCCGGGUUGAGGAAACGCGGCUGCUGCGUUCCUUCUACCGUUUCCAACUUUGCUGUAAUCUAUUCGGAAAAGGCGGCCAGAGGCCAUGUACAAAACAAACCUUAGGAUUCCGCCCCGUCGAGAUUCUUCAGUUAUUUUUCUGCUUAUUUGAGCCGUGGGAAGUUGAGGAAAUAUCCUGCAUUAAUACUUUCGCUCAGGAUAAGUAUGACCAUAUAUUUAGAGAGAUUUCCUGGGACGUAAAUGAGAGAAACCCAAAAUUCGACGGCCAACGCCCGCCUACACCCGAAGGGGCUUUUGAUUUUGACAAUAGUUGGGCUAGGGAGCGGCUACUGACCGGAACUGUGUCUCGUGGCCUUGAAUUGCUACACAAAGUAACUUUCAAAAUCGAGAAUCACUCCCAACUGGUCCAGACGAUGCAAGAGUAUAUCACUUGGCCCUUAGGAAAUUUCAUCGCAAAAGAAGCUCUGGGAGAGACGGCGCAGUGGGAGCGGCGCCAGGAUGCCCUCUCUGAAAGAGAUGAGAAGCAGAACCGACGCGAUCCGCUACCAUUCAAUGGAGAUUCAGAGUCAUGUCCGCCGCUGGCUUGGACAUUGAUAUGGGGCGGCACCUAUAGCAACUUAUAUGGGUACUACAUACAGGAUACUAUUCGUCGAUUCGGUUACGUUUUCUUCGACGCCACGACGAUAGAGUCGUUAGGCGCUAAAGAUAUCUUACUUCGAGAGUGGAAGAAAGAUUGGGGUGAUAGCGAUCCACGAAAUGAUAUUUAA
Molecule: messenger RNA, 1239 nt
Organism: Daldinia vernicosa
Lineage: Eukaryota; Fungi; Ascomycota; Sordariomycetes; Xylariales; Hypoxylaceae
Exons: 2
Coding region: 1-1239 (412 amino acids)
Source: RefSeq, a predicted model, not a curated record